AGUAUGAAGGUCUUCGUAGUCUUGCUCCUGGCCAUCGCCUCCGCCUCCGCCGGGCUCCUGCCCAAGAUCGCUCCGGUUCAUCCUCGUGACAGGACCUCGGUGGCUUCCAUUAAUGGUCGCAUCACCAAUGGCAAGAACGCUGUGGUGGAUCAGUUCCCCUACCAGGUGGGACUCAGCUUCGUCGGAUCAAAGGGCAGUUGGUGGUGCGGUGGUUCCAUCAUCGAUAACUCCUGGGUAUUGACGGCAGCUCACUGCACCAACGGUGCCUCCUCCGUGACCAUCUACUAUGGAGCCACGGUCAGAACCAGCCCCCAGUUCACCUACACCGUCACCAGCUCCAACUGGAUCCAGCAUGCCAACUACGUUUCCCUUACUGUCCGCAACGACAUCUCCCUGAUCAAGACCCCAUCCGUAUCCUUCUCCGCAUCCGUCAACAAGAUCGCCCUGCCCGCCAUCGCCAGUAGUUACUCCAGCUACGUUGGCCAGACCGCAGUUGCCUCCGGUUGGGGAAUGACCGCCGAUACGGAGACCUCGGUCACCAAGAACCUGCAGUUCGCCGACCUGACCGUUAUUGACAACUCCGUGUGCCAGAAGACAUUCGGAAGUUUGGUGGUCACCAGCAGGGUUAUCUGCGUCGCCACCACCAAUGCCAUCUCCACCUGCCAGGGCGAUUCUGGUGGUCCCUUGGCGUUGGAUGGUACUCUCAUUGGUAUUACCUCUUUUGGAGCGAAGGAUGGGUGCGAGAUCGGUGCCCCAGCUGCCUUCACCCGGGUCACCAGCUACUUGGAUUGGAUCCAGACCAACUCUGGCAUCUCUGCUUAAUGUUCGGAUGAGAGAUAAAGAAAAGUUUUAAUAAAAUAUCA
This is a messenger RNA of Drosophila rhopaloa, 863 nucleotides long. RefSeq names its product serine protease 1-like. Gene Ontology annotation, molecular function: serine-type endopeptidase activity. The transcript has 2 exons. Gene Ontology annotation, biological process: proteolysis. The record is from RefSeq and is a predicted model, not a curated record. NCBI's taxonomy places the organism in Eukaryota, Metazoa, Arthropoda, Insecta, Diptera, Drosophilidae. The coding region runs from base 4 to 822 and encodes 272 amino acids.